Messenger RNA from Adineta steineri, 972 nucleotides. The record is from the annotation of a GenBank genome assembly. NCBI's taxonomy places the organism in Eukaryota, Metazoa, Rotifera, Eurotatoria, Adinetida, Adinetidae.
AUGAGCGUCACACGACAAUAUCACACAACAUCAACAUUAGCAAAUGGAUCAGUAUUGGUUACUGGCGGAUACGGCGAUACUGGCUCUCUCAAUAGUGCUGAAUUGUACAAUCCAUCAACAGGCGCUUGCACAACUACAGGAAGCAUGAAUGCCACACGAUAUACUCACACAGCAUCCACAUUAGCAAAUGGAUUAGUAUUAGUUACUGGUGGAUUCAACGGUGUUAAUCUUAAUAGUGCUGAAUUGUACAAUCCAUCAACACGCACUUGGACAAAUACAGGAAACAUGAAUACUGCACGACAAUUGCAUACAGCAUCCAUAUUACCAAAUGGAUAUGUAUUAGUUGCUGGUGGACAGAACGGUAGUUAUCUCACUAGCGCUGAAUUGUACAAUCCGUCAACAGGCACUUGGACAACCACAGGAAGCAUGAAUGCCGCACGACAAUUUCACACAGCAUCCAUAUUAGCAAAUGGAUAUGUAUUAGUUUCUGGUGGACAGAGCAGUAGUUAUCUCACUAGCGCUGAAUUAUACAAUUCAUCAACAGGUACUUGGACAGUCACAGGAAGCAUGAGUGUCGCACGAUUAUCUCACACCGCAUCCACAUUAGCAAAUGGAUUAGUAUUAGUGGCUGGUGGGCAAAAUGGUAGUUAUCUCACUAGUGCGGAGCUGUAUAAUCUAUCCACAGGCACUUGGACAACCACAGGAAGCAUGAAUGCCGCUCGACAAUUGCACACAGCAUCCAUAUUAGCAAAUGGAUAUGUAUUAGUUGCUGGUGGACAGAACAGUGGUGGUAUCCUCAAUAGUGCUGAAUUGUACAAUCCAUCCACAGGCACUUGGACAACUAUAGGAAGCAUGUAUGCCGCACGAUAUCGGCACACAGCAUCUACAUUAGCAAAUGGAUCAGUAUUAGUUACCGGCGGAUACAAUGGUGUUAAUCUUUUAAAUAGUGCUGAACUUAAUUAUUCGAUAUAG